CAUUCUUCAUUCCUUUCCACGAUUUCCACCCCAUGACUGGAUUUACAGAUGGCACAGUGUAUCAUCCCUAUGGAAGAUGGAGAUUAAGUAUUUCUGCUGUUCCUAAACAUUUGUUGGGUAUAAAGGAAGCUUCUUCCAAAGUAGUCAAACGUACUCCUCUGAAACAACUGUUUUCAGUCAACACACAACAGAAGAAACGUGAUGGCAUACAAGCUAAAAUUUCUAGUGUUCAUUCUAUGUCCAACAAUCACCAAAACCUACCAUCACCUCUGGGUAAUGGAGCAAAGAGACACAAACCAUUAAAAAAAACUGUUGGUACCGAGAAUACAACACCUAACCAACAUAACAAAAAAUUGAAACUUAUAAGCCACCAAGCACCUAGUCGUGUUUCUAAAAGCAAUACUCCAUUUCAAUCGGUUGCUUUACCAACCCUACAACAUCCAGAAACAGAAAUCAUUGGUGGCAUUGAUCUGAUGGAGACUGAUGAGCCUUUUAAUUUGCCAAUUGAGACUCUAACCACAGUAGAAGAAGACACUGCUAGUUGUGAAACUACUACUGCAUUUCAAUCGGCUGCUUCACCGCCUCAUCAAGAAGAUGAAUCACAACUCAAUGGUGACAAUGAUCAUACAGAAACGGGUGAGAAAUUCAAUGUGAAAAAGUCAAAGAAAAAGAAACAGCAAAUACAACGGAUAAAACUUAAAGUUUGAUAUUUAUUUCAUUUCAUGAAAAAAGGAAAAAUAUUUAUAAAUCAUCAACUAUUUGCAUUAUGGUAUAAUUUGUAGUAUAAUUUAAGUGUAACUUUACAUUUGAGAUUUGUUGCUUUACAGACAGCAUGUUGUAAUCUUAUUUUACGGACUCGCGGGGAAAUUUCAGUUUAGUUCUUGGAAAAAUCCGCAAGGUGUCACCCUUUUUAAGGGAGACGGCU
This is a messenger RNA of Daphnia magna, 925 nucleotides long. RefSeq lists its product as uncharacterized. The record is from RefSeq and is a predicted model, not a curated record. The coding region runs from base 33 to 707 and encodes 224 amino acids. NCBI's taxonomy places the organism in Eukaryota, Metazoa, Arthropoda, Branchiopoda, Diplostraca, Daphniidae. The transcript is spliced from 4 exons.